AUGAAGCUUAAUGUUUUAAAAUUCAAAAUUAGUCAAAUUUUUAUUGUUAACAUUUUGUGUUCAAACUUAAUAUUUUGUGAAGGUCCACUUCAUUUUCAAUACGAUUCUGACAUUAAAAUUCUGUCAAGAGUUUUUCAUGACAUUGUCGACGAGUUUAUUCUCAAAGAGAAUAUUCAGUUCAACAUUUUUAAUGUCAAAAUCAAAUCAGAAUUAAUUCUCGAUAUAAUAAGUGAAUUUUUGGCAGAAACAAAUGAAAGAUUUAAAUACAGAAUCAAAUCUCUCCAACAUGGCUGGAUCAAUUAUUUAGCAUCAAGUUUUAUUUUUCUUGAAUCAUUGGAAGACUUUAGUGUGCUUGAAAAACUCUCUAUAGUAAAACGAAUGAACCAUCAACCAGUCAAAUACUUUGUAUUCAUUUUGGAUUCAACUUUCAAACAAUUGAAAAAUUCUAAUGUUUAUAAUUUCUAUCGAGUCAUUCCUUAUUUCGAAGGUUCAAUUUUUCAAUAUUCAUAUUUUAUCACAAAUGAAGCAGAAACAGUAACAUUGUCAACAGUUGAGUGGUUUAGUCCUUAUGGAUGUAACCGACAAUAUCUUCUUAAAUUGAAUAGAUUUGUUAAAAAGUCACAAAAAUGGAAGACAAAACUUGAAAAUUAUGAAAAAUUCUUAAAUUAUCACAAAUGUGAGCUAGUCAUGUUCCUUCCAGUUCCACUUCCAGAUGGUUUAAUUGCACACACGUCAGGAUUUAGCAUUCCUAUUAACAACUUGACUAAUUUUAUAAUUUAUGGCAUAACUCCUGAAAUUUUCAAAAUUGCAGCACAAGUUAAUAAUUUUACAGUUGCUUUUCAACCAGGAAGGAUGGAUUUAAACUAUUUUUCAAAAGGAGAUCAAGAUUUUUCACCAAAAUAUGUUGACAUUAAUGGAACUCAUAAAGAUGCACAAGUUUUCUUUGAAUUAUCUAUUUUGAUUAGUUCUUUUAAAGAUUUAUGUUCAUCAAAUGUCGCAAAAAAUUUCCAUUUUUUGAUGCUUGUAACUCCAGCAGAAAAAUACACACCGCCAAAGUUCAAUGUAAUAAAUUCAGAGCAAUUUACAGAUGCAUAUCUAACUCAAUCAGACAAUUCUACUGCAAAAAUUGCGCUUGUAAUAGAUGAAAUUCUCAAAAGUCGAUACGAUUUUUAUGAAAACAAAGACAAUUUUGUUUGGAAUGAGCUCGAUGAGGUUCUAUUUACAUCUUUUGAUGCUUUUCUCUUCCACUGCAACUCAUUUUACUUUCGAAUGAUCAAUAAAAUCAUCAACAACUUAAUUCCAACUGGGCUUUUGAAUUAUUUGAUAAAUAACCACUACAUAAAGAGUCCAGUGGUAAAAACAAAUGAAAACAAACCAAAAGUUUUAAGUAUUAAUGAUCUUAAUGUUGGAUUUAAUAUUUGGCUUUUAUGUUGUUUACUUUCAUUUUUCACAUUUAUUGCUGAGUUUAUAGUUCGAUUUAUAAUUAUUAGAGUUAACAAAAAGCAAAAAAUUCAUCCUGAAUAUGAUCCUAUUGAAAUAGAAAUGAAAUGUAAUUUAAAGUCUGAACUGAUUGAAAAUUUUAGGAUAAAAACUAACAGAAGAGAAUAA
This is a messenger RNA of Chironomus riparius, 1608 nucleotides long. NCBI's taxonomy places the organism in Eukaryota, Metazoa, Arthropoda, Insecta, Diptera, Chironomidae. The record is from the annotation of a GenBank genome assembly.